This is a messenger RNA of Cucumis sativus (cucumber), 3445 nucleotides long. RefSeq lists its product as uncharacterized. The record is from RefSeq and is a predicted model, not a curated record. The transcript has 6 exons. Lineage: Eukaryota; Viridiplantae; Streptophyta; Magnoliopsida; Cucurbitales; Cucurbitaceae. Bases 481 to 3162 code for a protein of 893 amino acids.
AAGCAAUAUGGGCCAAAGCACAAAACCUUCUUGCUUCUCACAUGGCAGUAGAGAGAGAGAAGGAUUAGCAUUCAAGUGAGAACUUCAGAGAGGGCACAGAGAGAAAAAGCACAGGGGGAAGGAGGAGGAGCCUUCAAUUCCUUAAAUUUUUCCACCUCAAACACCGUUUUUUAAGCUUCCUCUCUCUCUCUCUCUCUCUCUCUCUCUCUCUCUCUCUCUCUCAUUCUGCCAUUUUUAAAUGCUCCAUCUUCCAACCUGUCUUUUGCUUUCUCUUUCGUCUCUACUGCUUCACUACUGCCGAUCUUCAUUUUCACCCUUUUUUCUUCUUUCUCAAACCACCCCCUUUUGCUCAAUUUUUGUACCCUUUUUCUUAGAUCUGUCUUUCAUGCUCUCUUUCAUCACUUCUGCCCCUUUUUUGCUGGCCAGCUUGCGGUUUUGAAAUGGGAUCUGUUUGCUGAGAGGCCUUUUGCUGAUUAGAAGAUGGAGGUUGAGAAAAAACGCUCAAAAGGAGGCUUUCUUAACUUAUUUGAUUGGAAUGGAAAAUCUAGGAAGAGGUUGUUCUCAAGCAGCAAUGAGUUAUCUGGGCUGAAGCAAGGAAAAGAAAAUGUUGAUAAUUUGUCAAAGUCACAGCUCUUUCAGUUAGAGGCAAGCGAAGAUGGAGCAAGUUCUAGUUAUAAAUUAAAUGGUGAUUGGGACUUUUCUUUGACCAAAACCAGUGAAGAAAAAUGCGGGGGCCGAGUCCCCAGUGUAGUUGCUAGACUUAUGGGUUUAGAUUCAUUGCCUUCUAGUGUACCUGAGCCUUGUUCUACCCCGUUCUUAGAAUCCCACUCUGUCAGGACAUCGUCUCAUCAUGAUCACAGUAAUGGGGUAUGGAACAGUCAUUCUAUGGAAUAUAUAGAUAUGCCUAACAAACUAGAGAGGUUUUCUGGGAAUCUCUUAGACUUUAGGGCGCAAAAAGUACCUAAGAGUCCAAUUGAGAGAUUUCAAACUGAAGUAUUGCCUCCCAAGUCUGCUAAAUCUAUACCCAUAACUCAUCAUAAGUUGUUGUCUCCUAUCAAGAGCCCUGGGUUUACCCCAACGAUGAACACGGGGUACUUAAUGGAGGCAGCUACCAAGAUAAUUGAGGCAAGUCCAAGGAAAACUGUGAAGAGUAAAAUGACACCAAUUACCAAUUCCUCAAUGCCGUUGAGAAUACGGGAUUUGAAAGAGAAAUUGGAAACUGCACGCAAGUCAUCAGGGAUCGAAAAAUCAACAGAAAAUUAUAUUGGCAAGUAUAGAAAAGGGAAGGCAGCUAGUGAACGGAAUUAUAGUGGAUCAGAACAUCUUUUAGUGUCGAGGACAGAAUCUACUGGAGGUGAUAGAAGUAACACCAACACUUCAAAAGAUAAAGGAAAACCAGUUUCCCUAUCAGUUCAAACUAGGGGCAAUCUUCAGAAUAAAGGGGAAUCAACUUCUUGUAGCGAGAGGAGUUCAAUGGAUAGGAAUGAACAUACUGAAGUAAAAUCAAGCCAACUUUUCAAGAGCCAGCCUGGCAUUCAGAAAACUAUGCAGAAGAGAACCAUGAAGAGGAAUAACAAUAUUCUUUCACAAAACAAUCAAAAGCAAAAUUCUGUACCCAACAAAGAAAAAUUGCCUUCAAAACCUCCAGUCUUGAAUCAGCCUGUCAAAAGGACCCAGUCUUCUAAUUCUCACCUACGUUCUAGGAGAACUGUAAAUAAGGUUGCUAUGAGCUCUGAAGUUGAAUCGAAAAUCACACGCACAAGAGAAACAGAUGCCAAAAAAGAUUUUGCAUCUUCCAAGAAAAAUGCUGCCUCAAGGAAGAAAAGAUCUGUCAGUCAGGAUGUUUGCAGUGAAGGGACUUCUGGAUCCAAUGCUUUGAUCCACGACAGUGAGAGAUCUGUCAAAUAUAAUAUUGCUGUUGAUGGUUCAACAAACUGUGAUGAAAACAGGAAGCUGGGAAUGGACAUUGUUUCUUUUACAUUCACAUCCCCACUGAAGAAGUCUACAUCUGAACCUCACUCAGAUGAGGAUGUGAAAAUUAACCACAGUUUGGUCUUUGACUCGUGUAGUGAGAACGAUUAUUUGCAGAAUCUAUCAUCAUUUUCACCCAAUUUAAACGUCUUAAAUGGUGAUGCUUUAAGUGUUCUGUUGGAGCGAAAACUUCAGGAAUUAACAUGUAGGGUUGAGUCCUCUCAAUCAUACAUGGCCAGAGAAGGCAUUUUUGCUUGUUCUGAGUCCAAUUCGCAAGACGUUUUUUCCACUUCAGAAUAUUCCAAAGAAGAGAAUGGUGUGAAUUGCAGAUAUUCAGAUAGCGCCCAUGAUUGUGAACACUCGUCAAAUGAUAGCAACAAACUGAUAGCUGAUAAAUGGCAGCAGUUCCAGGGAGUAAAAGAAAUGAAAGAACCCGAAGAUAGCAACAACACUGAAACAAUUACCAUGAGUGGAUCUUCAGUUGAGUAUGAAUUUUCCCCGGACGAUGGAAAUAGCAUCCAUGUUCAACAUGGUGAUAAAAUCAAGUUAGACCCAACAAAUCUCUACCCAAGAAUGCUUGGCGAGACACCAAUAUUCGACUCCGCAUCAAGCAUCGACGAGGGAGACAAGUAUGGAACUUUGUCGCCUACAAUGACAAGUCCAAUAAACUACAACAUCUAUAGAUCAGAUGAUUGGGAACUGCAGUAUGUGAGGGAUGUUCUAACCAAAGCCGAGCUAGCAUUUGAAAACUUCACAUUAGGUGUUACCCCAAUGGUGAUUGCUACUGGUCUCUACAACAAUCUAGAGACUGAUGAAAACAUCAAGAACAGUGACGAACCAGAACAUUUCAAGCUCGAACGGAAGGUUCUGUUCGACUGUGUUAAUGAAUGUCUAGAACUACAGCUCAAACAAGUAGUAGUUGGAAGCUCCAAAACAUGGGUUCCAUGGACAAAACUGUUUGAAAAUGAUUGUCUGGGUGAUGAAUUAUGGAAAGAGAUAGAGAGUUGGAAAUGUAUGGAAGAAUGGAUGGUUGAUGAACUUGUGGACAAGGAUAUGAGUACCCAACAUGGGAAAUGGCUAAACUUUGAACAAGAAGCAUCUGAAGAGGGGAUUUUGAUUGAGAGAGGGAUAUUAACUUCUUUAGUCGAUGAAUUGGUCAGUGAUUUGCUGAUCACUGGGGGAAAUGCUUAAUCCUUUUUUUUCUUUUUUUUUUUGUUAACUUGUUGAUGAUGUAAAUUGGUCAGAUGGUGAGUCUCUGUUAUGAUUUUUUUUUUCCUUCUUGGAAAAGAAAACUUGUCAUAGUGAUUGUCCUCCUUACUGUAGUGUAGAGAUGGUGGUGAUGGUACUGAUGGAUUUCCAGACAAAUAUUGCAGAGGAAGCUCUGAUAUCUGGUUUCAAGUACUUUCCAUCUUCAUUAACAUUGUUUUUCUUUUAUAACAAUAUUUCCUUUUAUAAUACUUACUCUUACUCUUUA